Messenger RNA from Stegastes partitus (bicolor damselfish), 2304 nucleotides. It is a transcript of the gene anks1ab, whose product is annotated as ankyrin repeat and sterile alpha motif domain containing 1Ab. NCBI's taxonomy places the organism in Eukaryota, Metazoa, Chordata, Actinopteri, Pomacentridae. Gene Ontology annotation, biological process: ephrin receptor signaling pathway. Gene Ontology annotation, molecular function: ephrin receptor binding. The transcript has 14 exons. The record is from RefSeq and is a predicted model, not a curated record. Gene Ontology annotation, cellular component: cytosol. Bases 212 to 2050 code for a protein of 612 amino acids.
UGACUUUGAGUUAGUUGCUGCGCAGAAGGAUUCUCUCAAGUCUACAGUAUUCAUAUUUCAUAAAUCUGUAUCUUUCAGUACAACUGUUCCACAACUACAAGUUUAAAAGCUCCACAAAGGCUCUGGAUCGCUCUCUGGACUGACUGACUGAACAAGUCAGAACACUGCAGGAAACUGAGGACCCUGAGCUGCACUUGGCAGCUCCAAAACAAUGGCAGAGUCCACGCCAGAUGCCAACCCCGCCAAGGUGAUCCAGAAUCCGAAGGCUGACACGAAGGACUCGAACGGAGUUUCAGCUGAGUGUGCAACAGCAGCAGCAGUGGUCAAAGUCAGACCUGCAGACCUUGGGCUGAUUCGAAGCUUGUCCAAGUCGGACUCUGACUUGUUGGCGUCACCACUCGGGGAGGAGGAUGGAGGUCUGGCUGGCCGCAGUGGAUCUGUGUCUAACUGCAGCUCUGGGCAGCCGUCCAUGGAGGGCAUGCCUUCCUUUGCCUCUGAGUGGGAUGAGAUUGAGAAGAUUAUGAACUUGAUUGGAGCAGGCAUUGAAACAUCCAAAAACAGACAGCCCACACCAAGCACAGAUGGGGCCUGUGGUAAAGCCCUGGACCAGCCGGUGGGAGAGUGGCUGGAGCACGUGGGGCUGCCGCAGUACGAGAGCAAGUUCCUGCUCAAUGGCUUUGACGACCUACGAUUCAUGGGAAGUAACGUGAUGGAGGACCAGGAUCUCAGAGACAUCGGGAUCACUGACCCAGGACACCGAAAGAAGAUCCUCCACGCAGCACGCAGCUUGCCCAAGGUAAAAGCACUGGGCUGUGACGGCAGCACAUCUCUCGCCUCCUGGCUGGACGGCCUCGGCCUGCAUGAAUAUCUGCCCAACUUCCUUUCAAGCGGCUACCGCACGCUGGAGUGUGUUAAGAACCUGUGGGAGCUGGAAAUCGUCAAUGUUAUUAAGAUUGGUCCUCUGGGCCACCGGAAGAGGAUCAUUGCCUCUUUAGCAGAGAGACCCUAUGAAGAGGCUCCAUCUAAGUCUCGUCGUCUGUCCCCAAUUAUGUUCCAUGACCUCCUGUCCCAGACCACGUCUCCUCUCAGUCAGAUGGACCCCUACACCAGUCGCUCCAUGGACAUGCUUCUGCCCCUGACGGAAUCGGACCGGAGGCGACGAGGAGUCGACCAAGACUGUAGUGUAUCUCUGCGUUCUUAUAGUGAGAGGCCGCGCUCUGUAGACAGACACAGUGAACGGCACAAAGAGUCUCGUCUGAACCUCCGGCCACCGAGCCAAUCUGCUACCUACGCCACGGUGUCCGCCUGGCAUCACCAGCCCGAGAAACUCAUCCUGGACUCCUGUGGGUAUGAGGCCACAUACCUAGGAUCAAUGAUAAUCAGGGAUCUACGAGGGAUUGAGUCCACACAAGAUGCCUGCGCUAAAAUUAGGAAAUCAAAGGAUUCAAGAAAGGGUCCAGUCGUCAUACUUUCCAUUACCUAUAGAGGAGUCAAGUUCAUCGAUGCAGCCACGAAGACUAUAGUUGCAGAGCACGAGAUCAGGAACAUCUCGUGUGCUGCACAAGACCCAGACGACCUCUGCACGUUUGCGUACAUCACCAAGGAUCUGAAGAGCGGCCACCACUUCUGCCACGUCUUCAGCACCGUGGAAGUGACACAGACGUACGAGAUCAUCCUCACACUGGGACAGGCGUUUGAGGUGGCUUAUCAGAUGGCGAUUCAGUCCAGGGCGAGACAAUACGUCCCCCCUUCAUCUCUUCCCUCAGAGGUUAUAGAAACCAAAACCAGCCGCCCCGUGUCUCAGUCAUGGAGCAGCAUGCGAAGAUCAGCAGGUGCCCCUCUACUCGAAUGCCGCUGCUGUCACUGUCACACGUGUACCACCCACCGUCCUUCCUUCCUCCCGUUGCACUCUGUUAGCCCUGGAGUCCAGAUCGACCCCCUGGAGAUGGACGCUGACAUGCAUUCCCUGGGCAGCACCACCUGGCUCUUGGACCAGCGGGACUCCAACAGGCGCCCCGUCAGCACCAAGUACGAGACCACCAUAUUCUGAGGCCGGAUCCCCACAGCCGCCCCUCUGCACCCCCCUCCUCAGUUCUUUCCCGCCCUCCUCCCACCCCCCUUACUCUACUCUACUCUGCAUCCGGUUCUUUAUUUAUCUCUCUCACACACAAACACUCACACAUAUAUACAUGUGAGCCCCGUGCCUUCUCACUGUGAUGGUAUAGCAUCCCUCAGGGCUGCCUACUCCUGCACCCUCCUUUGCCCUGUCCCAGCGACCCACACCGACCUCCUACCUGCCAUGAC